CCGUAUUUCAACCAGCUCUCCAAGGAGGAGUGGCCGAUGAAGAAGUCCAGGAUUGAUAAGCAUAGCCAAGGAGUCCGAUGAUCAAUAUCAGAGAGACGGAAGUUCCCAGACUGCUAGGCACUAUCUAGUAUACCUUGCUGCUAGACCGCAUCUCCGCUUUGUGGAAAACGACUAUAUAUACUCCUUAGCCAGAAUGAACCACUUAGUUGAGAACCCAUAAUCUCAACAGUUCAUCUCAACCGUUCUCUCUCGCCCUUUUGUCUAUUCCUCCACAUACAUCUGCUACACCACUACCAACCAACAUGGCCAUCAUCCACCUCGUUCUAGUGGCCUUCAAGCCAGACGCCUCUCCCGAGGCCAUUGCAGACGUGCGCCUCCUCGCCCUCAAGGACAACUGUCUGCACGCAACCACAAAAACCCCCUACAUCAAGUCCGUCACAGGCGGAAUUAACAAUUCUCCCGAAGGCCGCAACAAUGGCUUGACUCAUGGCUUUAGCUUCGAGUUCAACUCCCUCGAGGACAGGGCAUACUAUCUCAAAGAAGAUCCAGCUCACCAGGGCCUCGUUGCCAAGCUUGUUCCCAUCAUCGAGAAGCUCACUGUCUUUGACUACGAGACUGGUGUGUUCUAG
Molecule: messenger RNA, 629 nt
Organism: Trichoderma harzianum CBS 226.95
Lineage: Eukaryota; Fungi; Ascomycota; Sordariomycetes; Hypocreales; Hypocreaceae
Exons: 3
Coding region: 303-629 (108 amino acids)
Source: RefSeq, a predicted model, not a curated record